Molecule: messenger RNA, 4816 nt
Organism: Dicrocoelium dendriticum
Lineage: Eukaryota; Metazoa; Platyhelminthes; Trematoda; Plagiorchiida; Dicrocoeliidae
Source: the annotation of a GenBank genome assembly
AUGUGCUUCGGUGCUCUCUUGUUGUUUAUGGUAGCCAGUAAUCUAUUCUUGUCAGAUAUCGCCUUUGCUGAUUGGACUUUGGCCUGCUACAACGAGCAGUUGAAACUUAUCUGUGAAAACGGUGCAAAAAUUAUUGUACAUGAGGCGCACUUUGGAUACCUUCAACGGGAUAGCGGUGGAUUACUUAUUAAUAAUUCUUGUGAAAGUGAUUACAUGGUUGAAUGCUGGAUGGAUGUUACUGCCCCCGUAUCAAGGCUCUGCUCUGGACUCGAGAGUUGUAGCUCAUAUGUACACUAUUCCGUUGAUCUCUCUCAUGAGUCGUUCUCAAAAAAGUGCGCUGCAGGAGGAGAAUUAUCUUCUAAACCUUCUCUUCUCGUUGAGUCUGAUUGUAUAUCUUCGACCCUAUUCACCCAAAUCUCGAGCUCAAGUCGUGUCGAUCUUGAGCAGGUUGGCGGUUAUUUGACUACUAUGGACUACACUGAAACCCGUCACGCAGGAGCCGAAUGGCGCAGUCACUUAGCCGAAGCUGUUUGUCAACCUGGGAUGGAACAGUUGCCUUACCGGUUUUAUUUACCCGCCCCUAGUACACAGAUUCGUCCUACAUAUGGCCAGGAGGACUCGGUGGCCUUCGUGGUUCGAAUCAAGGAUAUUGCUUUAACCUAUCCUUCUCCCACUUCAGAUCCCAUAGGUUCAACUCGAAAUCGCCGUAUGCGCUUGGCUGACGAUCUGGAAUGUGUUGGACCAGGUCGGCCUUGUCAACAAGACUAUCUUGAGAUAUCAAUCAAAUUGCCAUCUUCGAGCUUACCACCCGGCUCCAUGAACUUACUUCCUGUGACUCGAAUCUGUUUAGUGGACGCAACCAAUCAGACGGAAGCUCAGUCCGUAAAGCAGGAGGCGCAGAUCACGGGCCGUACGUUCGGACCACUCACGAGUGCCGUGGGACUACAGUUUAAAUCAAAUCUAAACCUACUCAACCCACAUGUGAUAGCCGGAAAGGGAAUUCUCAUCGAGUACAUCGCUUUGUUCUGCACACCUAUAAAUCCCCCGUCUGGCUACGGUGAGGUGAAUUACCGAUUCCGACCGCUUCCUCAUCCAGCGCAAACAAUCGCGUAUGCGGAAAUCUUGUGCCCCGCAAACCGCUGGCUGGAACCCCAAAGAACGAUGACCACAGAUGAUUCAAGACCCUGGUGGCUUGAACGUCAGCGACAUACAGUGCGCUUUUGCGAUCACCUUUCUCGCACUUGGUCCCCAGACGGGAUUCCAGAAGCAUGUCUGACAGAAACCGAGUUGGAUGCUUUUGUUGCGAAGAUUCAGUCCGGAUUCCCGUCUACUUCUGUUGAUGAAUUGGUGCUGCCUCCGCCUCAUCCUGAGGAUGACUCUGCAUCAGAUAGACAGUUGUCGCCUUUAUCGGAGAGCCAGACGCGGUUGGAUCCACCCGGUAUAAACAAGACUGCUCAUUCAGAUAAUCACGGGACUCCGUCUCAAGUUUUGCCGCCUAUUGUUCCAGCAGAACAUGAAUCAACACACCAAGAGCAAGGUUUACCGUCUGGCACUUCAAUCGCCGUCGGUGCAGUGCUUGGGUUCUUCAUCUGUCUACUGGCAGUUGUCUUGAUUGUCUACAGCCUACGAUAUCGAUUGAUAGCCCAAUACCAGAAGACAACAUCUUAUCCCUCGGUUCCCGAGAGAUUGACCCGAUCAUCGAGUUCCUUCAAUCCAUCUAUACGUGGCUAUCAUCCGAUGUACAGUUCUAUGGACUGGCGUCGAAAGUUGAACAAAAGCAAAUGGGAUCUGUUUAAGCCUUGGCGCGUACCUGUAUGGAGUCAGAAUUUGAGCGGUACCUAUCCGGAUUUGCCUCGCCAGACCCUCGUUCAAGGUUCUUUCAGUGGUUUCUGCCAUACUCCUGAAACCAUGGUUUUGGACAGAUCUCACAUGAUGUGGAGAACGCAGAUGCAUCGAAGUGGUGCCUCAUCUUAUAGCCUAGUUCCCGGUGGCACCAGUCCAGCUGGCGGGUUAGACAACGGAGGACUUGCGAACUCUUCACCUUGGUUGCGCACCAAUUCUACUACAAGACUUGUGAUGAGACCACAAUAUUUCGCAUCCUUCAGCGAACUUACCAGUCCUGUGGAUGGUCACCAGCAGCUGCCUCGUUCAUCGUGGCUACCAUGGCGAAGGAGCUUUCGCAAACAACGUCGUCUUUACACCCAGCUUCAGCGACGUAAGGAAGCGCUGUAUCAGUCUCAGCGUCGCUUGAUGGAAUCUAACGGGAUGUCGCAUAGUUCAACAAUGCAAUUCGCCCCGACAAUCUCCUCUGCUCCCGGUCUAUCAUUACCAACUAUAACACCACACUUACCUUCUCUAAUCACUACUGGAGGCUAUCUUCCUUCACCGACUCGUCCUCUUAGCCAUGAUACAAGUCACAGCUACAAGACGCUGACAACCAGCGAGGGCGCUAGUCCCUCAGGGAUGGUGUUCGAAACUGGUGGGGCCACCAUGUAUCCUGUGGUCAAUGGUCAGCUGCACUACCCCGGUGAUAAAGUCGAGCUCUCGACGAGAUGUCCUCUAUAUAACCCGACUGGUAAUGGGUUUCAGUACGUGGAUAAAAAGCCUAUUGCCGAAGACGGAACAAGUGAACCAUUACCGUGGAAGACCGAAUCUCAGGGUAGCAGCCUGAGUCAGAGCUUCAAACGUCUCUCAUCUUUCCUGCGCAAUCGAAACAGUCCACUCACACCACCCAGAUCUGUGAGGCAGCCACAACAGUUGCACCCCCAGUCAAUGUCCACAUUGAAUACAGCACAUUACUCUCCCACCGAUGCGAACCAAUCGGGGAGAUCUAUCGGGCAACUGCCCGAGUUCCAAACAGUGGCCGCAUCACCACGAACCAGAUCAGAAUCUGGCAGUGUGCGAUUCAGCGGGAGCAGCCUCAUACGCAGUCUGUUUAAUAUCCCUACACCAAAAAUUAGUGACCCGACAGCGAGCACCUAUCAUCUGGAUACUGACAACACAAGCAUUCUUAAUGACCCGGUGUCCAGUUCCAUGACAACUAGAGGUAGCCGAGUUGGGAGUGUGGCUGCCGCGUCACCCAUUUGGGGGCCGGAUUAUUGGAGCCAGUACCCUGAGUUCUCUCAAGUCACCGCCUCCACAGUUUCGACCAUCCGACCGCAUUCGCCACCUGUCCCACUUCCCCCAACUUCCAUCAAUCUGCUUCGACCAAAUUGGACCAGUGUACCACCACACCAAGGCAACGUGGAUUUCCCCCAACUAAUGGAUCCGAGACUUCAAAUCCCACAUUCCAACGAUCCAUAUCUAAUCCCAGCUUCAGAGAAACGCCUACGAGGAGCAGCAUUGAGAUGUGAAGAGCCUAAAGGACAAAAUAACGCAAGUGGUGGUCAACACGAGCCGAACAUGCCCAGCGGCACGAGCUCUGCAGUUAGCUCCCUUGUUUUCGCCGAUUCAGCAGAAGAUGAGCUGGAAGUUUCAGAAGCAACCACCAAUCCGCGACCCCACCGGAUAUCAGGUGUACAAGUCACUGCGGUGCCUAGUCCUGGACAAACGGACGAGCACCAUGAACGUAAACCGGUCCCAGCCAAUCGUGAGUGGACGAAAGAUAUGAUGGACUAUGUGACGUACGAUGAAACACGUUCCUUCAGCGGAAAUCUAGCAGAAGACGAUGCAGCUCAAAGGACUUUGAUGGAGAUUGAAGGUCCACUGAUUGCAACUCAAGUUGGCGAACUUCCGGAUGCUAUCGGCCCAUGUUCAGAAGGAAAAAUGGACCAACUAAAGCGCAAGCGCAGCAGAAAGAAGGACCAAAUCGACUCGAGACCUCUUUCAGAGGCGAUGAUCAGCAAUCACUAUUACGUCGGGAAUGAAGUCAGUGCCAACUACCCGGAGCCAUCGGAACCGGCUCCAGUUCUGCGACCUGCGUUUUCGCAUGCUGGUGCUCCAACCAGUAUGUCACCCAAGCCACACCCACCCCUGCCUCCGUUGUGGAGAAGACCAUCAACGGCAUCAUCCCCUACCAAAGCCACACGCCCAUUCAGCUCCAUUGGCAGGGAUGAAUACGGUUCUAUCGAUUCGCUGUACGAAACAGUGGAUCAAGUGAAAGUGAAUGGUACUCAGACUGACAUCAAGCUUUCAACGAGGACUGCCAUCUGCUCAUCUCGCAUUCUGACUCCAAUCACCCAAGAGACGCAACUUGAACGGCAGAAAUUAGCGCUCCCCCCGACGCCAGACUCAUCGGAGUCUUUGCGUGCUCCAGUUGCAUCGAGUGACGAGGAAACCGAGGACGACCUACUGAACAAAUGAGUGUUUCUGGAUUCGCUGAGUUCCUAAGUCUUCCAACAUUCCCGCUGCGCCAUAAAUCUAAUUCAUUCCACGAAUAAAAAUGAACACAGUCCAUGGUGCGCUAUGAUGUCCAAACUCUAAAGGCUUGGCCAACGCAAUCCCCGCAAUUGCCAACAGCCGGUCCAAUUUGAACAAACUCGAGAAAUUCGCGCAUUAGGUGUCGUCAAACUCUACGGACCGUGCCGCGGCACAUUAUGGGAUAUUUUGUCUUCCACAUAACUUCCGCUGAAUACGGCGCCAUAAGUAGUUGGAUCCAAGCCCUACCCAAUGAGCCCAACGUGGCCCCUCUCUAGGAUCCAAUCAACGAGCUUGUGCAUUGGGUUUUUUAUUAUGCUUUUCUUUUGUAAACGGAUCACUCUCACCCACUCCAUCAUGAUGAUAUCAACAACAGAUAAGAUUGAUUCGUCGCCCCGCGCUAUGAAUUAUCAUGCGUUUUGUGCUUCUAACCAUUAUAAUUAUGCGUUUCACAGCAUGU